Rattus norvegicus (Norway rat) is the source of this 7056-nucleotide messenger RNA. It is a transcript of the gene Dach2, whose product is annotated as dachshund family transcription factor 2. The record is from RefSeq and is a predicted model, not a curated record. Gene Ontology annotation, cellular component: nucleus. Lineage: Eukaryota; Metazoa; Chordata; Mammalia; Rodentia; Muridae.
GGGCUCUAGGGCCGCCGCGGGUCGAGGCUGCUCACAGUGUGUAGGGUGGUGGUUGAGCUGGAGCCGGAGCCAGUGCGCUUCAGACUUGAGAACAGUUCAGAGAGUCAGAACGUGCCCGAAAAAGAGAGAGAGAGAGCCCGCGAGUGAGUGCAAGGGGACCUAUAGGAGUCAGGGCGAGAAAGCGAGAGCUCUAAGAGCUAAGCUUGAGACAGAGUGACCAUGGCUGUCUCCGCACCUCCGGUGAUCUCUGCAACUUCCACCAGCGCUGGCGUCCCGGGCGGUUUAUUCCGGGCUGAACCCCUGUAUUCAUCUCCAGGAGAACCCCCUCGUCUAACCCCUAAUAUGAUCAACAGUUUCAUGGCUAGUAACCACAACGGCAGUGUCGUGGGUGGCGGGAUUGGUGGUGGCAGCGGUGGCACCAGCAACACCAACACAAACGAGUGCCGGAUGGUCGACAUGCAUGGGGUGAAGGUGGCUUCAUUCCUGAUGGACGGCCAGGAACUGAUCUGCCUGCCGCAAGUCUUUGACCUUUUCCUCAAGCACCUGGUGGGAGGGUUGCACACAGUGUACACUAAGCUGAAGAGGCUGGACAUAUCUCCGGUGGUGUGCACUGUGGAGCAAGUUCGAAUCCUCCGCGGGCUGGGGGCCAUCCAGCCCGGGGUGAAUCGUUGCAAGCUCAUCACCAGGAAAGACUUCGAAACUUUGUUCACAGAUUGCACCAACGCCAGAAGGAAGAGGCAAAUGACAAGAAAACAAGCUGUUAACAGUUCAAGGCCUGGCAGGCCCCCUAAGCGUUCUUUGGGAGUGUUGCAAGAUAAUGCACGACUUCUGCCCCAUGCAGUCCCAGGCCUCUUAUCACCAGGACUUAUCACUCCAACAGGUAUAACAGCUGCAGCGAUGGCUGAGGCAAUGAAGCUACAGAAAAUGAAGCUUAUGGCAAUGAAUACUCUUCAGGGUAAUGGAAGCCAAAAUGGGACUGAGUCUGAGCCAGACGACCUUAAUUCCACCACAGGUGGAAGUGAAUCAUCCUGGGAUAAAGAGAAGAUACAAUCUCCACUUGCUGCUCCUGGAGCUCAACAUGGAAUUGCUCAUGCAGCUCUUGCUGGCCAGCCAGGCCUUGGUGGUGCUCCUACCCUCAAUCCACUUCAGCAGAAUCACCUUCUAAGCAAUCGUCUGGAUCUCCCAUUUAUGAUGAUGCCUCAUCCCCUACUUCCAGUCAGCUUACCUCCUGCAUCAGUUGCCAUGGCAAUGAAUCAGAUGAAUCAUCUCAAUACUAUUGCCAACAUGGCUGCUGCAGCCCAGAUUCACAGUCCACUCUCCAGAGCUGGUGCCUCUGUUAUAAAGGAACGGAUUCCAGAGAGUCCUUCUCCUGCUCCAUCUCUGGAAGAGAGUCAUCGGCCUGGGAGCCAGACCUCCUCCCACCCAAGCAGCAGUGUGUCCAGUUCUCCUUCACAGAUGGAUCAUCAAUCUGAAAGAAUGGUUAUGAUGCCCAACAAUAGAGAAGAAAUUAUUAUUGACCAAGAUAAUGGACAAAGCAUAAAAAAAUUCCAAAGGGAUAAUAAAGAUAUCCAAUUGUCCCAGCACCAUUUGUUGAACACUUUUCUUCACUGGAUUGAGUUGGCACCAUUAUCAAAAAAAUCACUCCUCCAUCAAAAAGAAGUACCAGCUCAAAUCCCAAUGAUGAAGUCACCCUUGGACAAGAUCCAGUUGGCUCCUGGACAGGCAUUGCCCCCUGGAUUCCCUGGACCAUUCAUUUUUGCUGAUAGUUUGUCCUCUGUGGAGACUCUGUUGACCAACAUUCAGGUCAACAAUAUUUCUAUAAACAAAAUAAAUGGUCUACUAAAAGUGGCUUUGGAUAAUGCUCGCAUCCAGGAGAAGCAGAUUCAGCAAGAAAAGAAGGAACUACGAAUAGAGCUCUACAGAGAAAGAGAAAUUAGAGAAAACCUGGAGAGACAACUUGCAGUUGAGCUUCAAAGCAGAAGUACAAUGCAAAAGCGGCUGAAAAAGGAGAAAAAAGCUAAGAGAAAACUUCAGGAAGCUUUGGAAUUUGAAUCAAAGCGCCGAGAGCAAGUGGAGCAGGCACUUAAACAAGCUACAUCUGGUGACAGCGGUCUGAGGAUGUUGAAAGAUUCUGGAAUUCCAGAUAUUGAAAUAGAAAACAGUGGGACGCCUCAUGACAGUGCUGCUAUGCAAGCCUGAACACUGAUGCCGGAACUUCAAGUGAUCAUAGAAACGGAUAGGGUGCUGUAGCAGUUACCUGCUUACUUAGUGUUGUGAUUCUUUAGAAUUCAUGCUCAAAUUCUUUUAAAAUAUGGAACACUCAAUUACUAUUUGUUCAUAAUUGAUGAAUAGAACCUUGAACACAUAGGAAAAAUGUACUAGAGAAUGGUCUUUCCAAGAUUUUACGGGACAAUUAUGAUGACUAAAUGUGACACUUUAUAGUUGCUUUACCCAUUUAUUUCAAUGAGUUCCUAGUGCUUCACAAACAUUAUCACAUUUAUCCAUACAGCAGGUUUGUAGUGGGUAAGUAGGUGGCACAAUUUUGAAGAUGGAUUAAAUGAUAUUUCUAGAUUGUAUGUAAGAAAAUAAAGUGUAGAAAAACCUACUUUGAGUCAUGCCUAUUAUGGAAUAACUUUCUAUUUCUCCAAUAUGUUAUUUAACAGUACCUUUAUUAGCAGACAAUUUAUUGGUACAAAUGUUGUCAUAGCCUGUGAGAUCACUUUGUAGAAGAAAGUGUGCCUGAUUUGUUCUCUUAAAAAAAUAUCAUAGAGAGCUUUAAUUCUUAAAUCAUGCCACACUUAUAUUUUCCUUUUAACUGAUGAGGUAGAGCAAGUUGUCUACUCCCUUUCUACUAGCACAUCCCUCAUCUAUAAAGAAGACAAUGUUAAAAACUGAUCCCAGCCUACUCAAUAUGCCUUCUUUCUUACUUUUUUCUUCCUUUCGAUCCCAAACUUUGCUUCUUCUUCAUAAUGAUACCAACAGAAAACAAACAUAAUGGUAUGAAUAAAGCCCACAGAUACAAGAAAAAGAAAGAAAGAAAUUAUAGGUCAUUUUCAUUGUGAACAUUUAUACUAUUCAUCCUGUGGUCUAAACAUAAUCAGGUAACUAACAUUUCCAAGAGAUAUAUAAAUGGUUCAUUUGGCCUGAAUUGCUCAGGAAGUGUCUUAGAAUAUUUUUGACAAUUUACUUAUUUAAAGACCUGGCCACAAACUGGUGAUAUUAAUUAGGAUCAUUUUCACACCUUUCAAGAAUCUAAUACAUUAGUAUUUGAGUGAUCAAAGUCAUUUAAUGACAUUUUUCAAACAUUCACAUUAUACCAUCAAAAUCUUACUCAUUGGGUAGUAUCUGCCCUAGUAUUAUAUUUUUUGUGACAAAAGUUCUACUCACGUAAAAUAUCAACUAAUAUUUUAUUCAUUUUUCUAAUAAUUAAUUCCUUGUGACCACAUAUGUAAUUUCUUUUGGAAUGACCACUAGACUUAAAUAAUUUAAAAAAUAAUACAUUAAUGCAUAUCAAUAUGAUAGGUUACUUGUUUCACAUCCUGAAAUGUUUUUCGAAGUUAUAAAGAUUCUUGCUUUUGGUACUUUCUAUGAUGCACACAUGAUCUACUGGUAUAAAAUCUAUAAUGUUUCACUUGAUUGCAUCAAAAUAAUGCCAACUUAGAAACAAUUGAUGAACAAUGAAAUAAAAUUGGUAAUAUCAAAUAUAUGAACUAAAUAACAAUGAUUUAUGACCAAAGGUAUAACAUCUAGAGUCACCUUUUCAUCAACAAAGAACAUGUACUGAAUGAUACAGAAUGUUUAAUAGAAUUUUUAAAUCAGGUCACUUAAACAUACAGUAUUGUCUUUUUUCACUAUUUUAGUUGAAAAGUCAGAAUCUUCCUUUUACCUGGCAUUUUCCUAUUUGUAUGCCCUUUUUAAUGGCACUUGAUGGUAGUUGUUCUUUUUUAUAAACUUUAGAUGUAUAAUACAGAAGGCCAGUACUUACUGGAUCUGAAACAGCCAAAUGUGGCUCUUGAUGGAUUUAACCUUUCAUGAGAGGGUGUCCUAGUGGAGAAGAUAAUACUAACUCCCUAUGCCAUCCAUGCUAAGUUAGGCAUUUCUACAUUACGAGAAGGAUUACCCAACCCUAUUUUUUACUUAAAAUACUAUCAUACCUGUAGAUACAUAAUUCCCCAUUUUGCUCUUUGGAUAAAUAUUGAAGCAGUAAGGUAACUGUCAGCUCUCCACAAGUGUCAAAGUAUGUCCCUCCUUAUGACUGUUUAAGAGCCUGACAUUCUGCUGGAGAGGAGCUAUUCAUUGCUUUUCCUAAUCUAUAAUCAUGUUUGCAUACAGAAUGUAUAUGAGAUAGUAUCUGUUUGAUGAUCAAGUAUAAACCCUCUUAAAAAAUUGAAGGAGUCAACUACUAAUUAGCUGUUUCCUAUUCCUAAUGAAGUGAGCAUGGCAGAUUUGGAUUAAAAUUCAGCUACAGCUCUCUUCUGUUUAUGGUUCCAGAUGUUUUUGUUUUAUCUAGGAGUUUACUUUGACAGCUACUACUAAAUGAUAAAUCACUCAUAUUAUAGCUGAAAUGCAUUUUGAAAUUGAAAUAUGGCAAACUUUGAGAUUGUUCCAAGGAACAGCAUCGAUUGCUAGGCCAUUACUUGUUCCUUCCUCAUAAUCAGUCUGUAUUGGAAUACUCACAGCAGUAACAGAAAAUGUCUUAAUAAUAUACAGCCUGCCAUGCUGUUUGGUUACUACUAUCGUUAAAAUGUGGGGAAGUUUUACUAAUGGCAUCUCAACUUACUGUAUUUUGAGUGAUACAAUUGGUUGACACCAUAAUGUUGUCUUCUUGGUGGCCUAGUAUGUCUUUUGAUUUGCAAGCUGAUGUGCAAACUAUUCCUGAUAAGCUUUGUAAGUGGGCGCAUUAAAUGUAAGUUGUGGCCAGAAGUGUUUGUCUCUUGUAAAAGAUAAAAAAUUAAACAAAAUAAAAUGAAAGAUUUUUCAAAAACUGCAUUUUUCCAAAAAAAAAAAAGUGACUGUGUUUUCCAUUCAUUGCGAUGUUUAUAUGACUUUUUAGGUGACAUUGUUUAUUUUACCCUUGCUUUCAAAUUUGUAAUGUUCACAUUUUGUACUGCAUGAUUCAAGCUUUAUUAUUAUUGUAUAAAAUUUAAAUCCUAGUAAAAAUGAAUGACAUUUGAUGUUGAAGAGCUUUUUAUUGAUUUGCAGACUGUGUAUACAGAAGAUGAGGUGGAUUAUAGAACUGAUUACUUCAUUGGUCAAUAUCAUCACAGAAACGAAAGAUGUAGAGCCUAGGACCUCAUUACAGAGCUCAGACUGCAUGUCCAAAAGAUUAGUCUAAAUACUUUUCUGGGGUUAAAGAUUACCAAACUAUUAAAAACAAAACGAUUUUUAUGUUCUGGUUUCUGAAACAUCAAGUUAGUUCCAUGGCUUUCUUGGACAAAUGUGUAUUUACCUGCAAAUAAAGACCUGCUCUAGCUUUUCUAAUUUACACAGAAUCCAAGUCUUUCUUCUGUUACCUUAUAGCUCCUUCAUUUUUGGUUUUGAAAUUAAUGCCAUGAAAUUGCAUUAAUUUAUUUAAUAUGCAAUAUUUUAUAAGAAAGUAUUUUAGAAAUUUUAUAUACUUUCCUCCUUAUAACUCAAAACCUUUUACAGUAUACAUUUAUAUUUUAAACAAGGAGUGUCAGUCUCCCUAUACACGAAGACACGUUUGAUUGACAAAGAUCUAAUUUUAAUUGUUUCUUGAGCACAAGUAAUAGAUUUGUGCUGAUUUAUAGACACAUUAUUUUCUGAUUCCUGUUCUGUAACCAAAGGCUAAUUUUUGUUAUUUGGCUAGUGAAAUAUGCAGGUCAUAAGCCAUUAUAAUAGAAAAGAGCAACUUUAAGCACAAAAUGGCAGAAUACAAUUUGUUUUUCAUUUUAUUUUUUCUUUUGUUGGAUAUUUUUUAUUUACAUUUCAAAUGUUAUUCCCUUUUCUGGUUUCCCGGACAUAAGCCCCGUAUCCCAUGUUUUUCAUUUUCAAUAAUAAACUUUAUUAAUCAGUUGGUCUCUAACUAGCAGAUGAUACGCAGUUUAUAUUACAAAUAUUUUAAUGAAUAUUGGUUUGACCACUUAAAGUUCAAAUGAUAUUGAAAAGUAGUCACCAUAUGGUAUGCACCAUCUUAGGGCUAACCUGGGCAGUGAAAAUUGUAAAUGGACAACGCUGUCAUAAUUUUAGAGCCAAACCAGGUAAUGUCUUUCCUUCUGAUUUUGAUAAAGCACAGAAAAAUGUAAUAUUAUGUACAAAGGUAAAAGAAAUAUAGAUCUUUAUAGACAUUAUAAAAUAGUUUAUGAAAAGAGUCUUUAUCAGUUACCAUGUCUUCAGUACUGUGUAAAGAAGGGGAGCUGUAGUAUGAAAUUCACUUGAAGGAUCUUUGAAAUUUGACACAUUAACUUAAAUUAAAAUUUACCGAUAUUAAAUCAAUACUGUUGCAUCAAAUCAUCUUAGGGUACUGAAGACUGACAUUUUAGUCCUUUCAUACCUAUGCUUCAGCUAUGGUCCACAGAAGAACUAACAUGUUUUCUUUUUUUUAAAGGAGGUAACUAUUACUGUUUAGCAAUGGCACAGCAGUUGUGUUCAGCCUGAAAGGUCCUCGCUGGCUUUACAUUAAAGAAGAUACUUGUGAUUCCAGUAUAUCUCUGAAAAUAUCCAUCAUGGAGUUAUUUCAGUUGUGCUUAUCAGCAAAGUUCUGUAACUGAAUCAUAUUUUCUGUGUUACAUUAAGUAAAAGAGGAUUAUGUGUAUAUUUAGAAAGCAAUGAUGUAAUCUUUGUCCUUGCAUUAGAUUCACCAAUUUAAGACCAUGAGAUAAACCCUGAUGACUUAAGUAUAUUGACCAUAUUUGAUGCUUUUUUAUGCUCAUUUCUGCUUGGCUUUUUGUCCUUCAAAAAAUAUAGUAGUAUCUUAGAGACUAGAAACUUAUAUGUAUGGUUUCUCUGUUAUACCACAUGUUAAGUUACAGUACACUUUGUUUACAAUGUACUUGCUAAUUUUCAGUAUAAAUAAAAGCAUUUUGAAUUUGUCAG